AUGGCUCUCGUUGCCCCAAGCUCGACCUCCCUUCACACUCCUACUGCCAUGGACGUCGACCCUGCUGUAUUUGCGCAAGUCUCCGAGGCGCACCUCAGGAACGGAGCCAUUCCCCUUUCACACUACCUCAACGACCUUGACCUGCUCGCGUUGCUCCCGAGCACUUCCAGCCUACCACCACAUCCACCAGCAGCACAACAGCUCGAGCCGACGAUCCCGAAGGCAGUAGCAAAGAUCCACCAAGCAUGCCAGCAGGCGUUCGGAAACACGCAGGCGGUCAAAUUCGACUUUGAAGAGGACCCAAUCAGUCACGGCAAGCGUUUUAUGAGUAGGAAAUACGACGCGAAGGCCAGCGUGUGCACGCUCGCUAUCCAGAGCGGCGCUCUCGAAUUCAUUGGUGGAGAGCCGAAGGGAGGAUCUUCUUUAGCGUCCGCGUUCGAAACCCCCGGUACCGCUCUCGAAAUGGAUGACUCGGUGAAAGCGAUUGAGCAAUGCUGCCUUGAAUGGGCAAGUGGUCGUGUGAAGCCUCACUGGCUGAUGAUCAGCGAGCCGAAAUUUGGGAAAACCCAGGGAUGCGCUCUCCGUAUUCGCCUGAGCCGGCGCGACUGCCGGGUCUAUUCGGUCAGCACCGUCUACAACAGUGCAGCGGAAGCCAAGAAGGCUUGCGCCGAAGCAGCCCUUGCUGAGGGUGCCAUCGAUUUCAUCAAGAGCUGGACAGCUUCUGACACCGAUAUGGACGUCGAUGAGGUGGAUUCGUCCACUGCGCUCAGCCUUGAACAAUUCUUCGAAUCGCUUCCGCAACCCUUUCCAGAACCGGUCGCCGGUCGCACAGCUGUGGACAUCAAUGGCCCUGCCUGGCUCAACACCACCAUCCAAUCCGCGCGAGGUGGAAAGAUCGUCCCGAAGUUCGUCUACACCGUCGACCCACGGUACAAUUUCCACGGGUGCCUGCUGCGUCUCGAGUGUCCGGGGGCGGUCAAGUCGUAUCUGGUGGACGCGCGAUUUGCGAAGCGCAACGAGGCGAAGGCGGCGGUAUGUCUGCUUGCUAUGUCUGAAGGCGUGGGCGAGUACAUCCGCGGCGUAGGUCAGGCGGUCAAGGACAAGCUGCCUCCUGCGGUGCGCAGGCACGUAUCCUCGGUCCUGCUGCCACUGCUGAAUGCGGAGUACCGCAAGGUGCGGGGGCCUGGGAUGCAGCCUGGGAUCGAGUACGAUCAGGAGUUAGACGCAUGCGGCGCGACGAUGACAAUUGAGCUCGCUCCGAACGCGGGUCCUCAGCAGGUGCGGCGGUACACGGUGCCUGCUGAGUACUGCAGCAGGAAUGACGCGAGGCUCGCGGUCGUGCAUCACGCUGUGCAGGAAGGUGUCAUCGAUUUCUUGCGCUGGCAUGGCAAUACGCCGCCGCUUGGUUACGUUCCUUACGCCGCUCAGCAGGAGCAGCACUUCGCGAGUAGAAAGCGAAAGAACUGGGAAUCUGGCAGUAACAGCAACGGUAAUUAUGGGAACGGCGGCGAGGAAUGGUCGACUCGCAACGUUGUCGGUGGUGCUCCUUCUGGGACUUGGCAGAACAAGAGGCUGCGUACUGGGGUGAGCUUUCCAGCGGAUCCUGGGUACGGUCUCGGCGGGUCUCAGCCUAGUUCAACGGGCCGUCAGGGCCAAGGCUUUAGUCGAAGCCAGGCGCAUAGUCCACCAGGUGGUGGCUAUCCGAUUCAACAGUCUACUGGCAGGCCGUUAUACGUCAACGGGCAGGUCACCCGAUCUGCCAAGGAAGAGAAUUGGAAACACAAUUAUCAUAACGCUUCUGGACUUGGCGGACCGGGUAGUCAUUUCUCUCCCCGCCAAUAUAAGUUCGGACCUAGUGUCUCCGACCCUUCCCGUUCCACGCAAGCCAUUGUUCCUCCUUCAGCGACAUACGCAAGCGGUACGAUGCCGUCAAGCCAACUCUCGUACUCUCCUCCGUAUACAUACCCAGAGGGUGGUGUAGUCUCGCAAGGGGCCCAGCCCGGCCCACCUGGGUCCUAUGGAGCGGUGCUUCAUGCUCAGCCAAUCCCUAUCCCGUAUCAGAAUCCCGCCCCGCCUCCCCCACUCCCGCCAUACAACGCAAUGUCACCCAAUGCUACUACAUACCCUCCACCUGCGGUGCCUGCUGUUCCUGCGACUCCUGCACCCAUACAUCAUCCUCAGCUACAGUAUCCGAAUGCCCAUGGAUAUCUCACUGCGUUCAGCCCUGCCCCGGUUCCGGUGUAUCAGCCGUAUCCCGUCGUGCCUCCUCCACCGCCCGUGACAACAUCAAUGGUCAAUGCGCCCUCCGUCCUUUUGGGUCCUGAGACGCUGCCUCCGCCAGUACCUCAGCCUCCACCUACUCCCCCUCCACCUCUCCCCCCGAUACCAGCGCAGGUCAAGCCGGACCGACCUCCUCAGGCUCAACCAUCGCCUCCUGUCCCGAAACCAUUCUAUCCCGCCGAUCCCCUCUCUGCUUGGCCUACUAAACCCAAGGCUCCAGGCAAGGUCGUUUCGAUUCAGUCUACGCCCAAGACGAACGUUUCGGCACUCUAUGAUUAUUGCAAUGAGCACCAAUUGCCUACCCCGCAAUGGUGUCACGAGAUGCCGAAGGACCAACCGGGCGAGAAGAAGCACAAGGUCUGGGUGGUGAUAGGCAAGAUGAAGUUCGAGCUGCCCGUCACGUUCUCCAGUCUCGGUCAAGGGCAAGAGAAGGUUGCGAAGAAGGUGGUCGACCAGUUCAAGGCGCACGGUCAUGGGGACGCUGCAAAGUGGGCGAGAUCGAAGGCGUGAGUAGGUUCAAAGGUAUCAUGCUUGCCACAAUGCGAUGUAGGCGCCUCGUGCGUAGCACACGACCCAUGAAGAACGCUGUGUUUCACGAUUCGCAACUAUUUUGGAAUUCCACCGUCUAUGUCUGGCAUCUCUUAUACUAUCCUUGUCCCAGUACCAUUU
This is a messenger RNA of Dichomitus squalens LYAD-421 SS1, 2949 nucleotides long. RefSeq lists its product as uncharacterized. The record is from RefSeq and is a predicted model, not a curated record. The transcript has 7 exons. Lineage: Eukaryota; Fungi; Basidiomycota; Agaricomycetes; Polyporales; Polyporaceae. The coding region runs from base 1 to 2790 and encodes 929 amino acids.